GCGAACGAAAACGAGCUUUCUUAUCGCGCCGUAAUUAUCGCGCGCCGUCAAGUUUUCUCUAACAAUAAUAGAGAAUAUCGCGGUAUUUACGCUGCAAAAUGUCUAGUGCGAAGAUCAUCGAAAAUCCAGAAAUACCGGGACUAGAAUGUAUUCUGCCACCACCUCCACCACCUCCACCUCCAGUUACAACGUCGAAAAGCAACAACCUACCAAUUACGACGGAGCAACAGCAACCUGUAGCAACAAAAGCAACAACGACCGAUUUAUCGACCAGCGAAACAGCGGGAAAUUUAACGACGAUUCAAACAACGGCCUCGUCGUUUCCAAACAUUACUGUGCCAACAUCCUAUAUCAUGCAUCCGGCGAUGCAGCCACAAACGCCUGGACAACCAACUACUCCCUGGUGGAUACCUACAGACGCCGACACGUCGGACCUUUAUGCACGAUGGUAUAACACGACCUACAAGGCGGCUGCUACGGCGGCCGUAUCGCCGACGAUACAAGUUUCCAACAAAGCCAAAAACAAGUAUUACAAACGCAAGAACGAAUUCAUCGAUCCUGCGCAAGAUGCAGAGAAAGUUGCAAGCGCCCAGAGGGAACUGGCAGCACUAAUGAAACCGCUGAAAUGUGAUCUGUGCAAUGCAGUUAUGAAUUCUACGUUACAAGCUAAGUUACAUUACGACGGUAAGCCACAUCAGAAAAAGGUAUCUAUGUUUUUGAAUCAAAGCGUAAAGAAACAAAAGACCGAAGACGGCCAAGUUAGUAGCACGACCACCGACUGGCAAAACUAUUGUGAUAUUUGUAAAACGUGGUUCACGUCGCAAACGGAUGCGACACAACACUACGCUGGUAAAAAACAUAUUAGAGCAGCGAACGGCGGACGUCGUGCGAGGCCGUCGAAGAAGUCGCAAAAUCAAAAUCAGUACGGUCAAAUAGAUCCCAGCGGCCGAUUCGGGAUAGGAACGGCUUUUCAGGCGGAAGUGCAAUCUACACCGGCACAGCCGGCAGUACCUGACGGUACCAAUACGGUACCUGCACCAGCAACUGGCCCCAUCUACACACCACCUCCUUAUCCGACGCCGUUGCGUUGCGAUCUGUGCGGAGUUUCGGCUAAUCGGCAGGACCAAUUAGAAACGCACAAACGUGGUGCUAGACACUUGCGAAUGCUCAGGAUGAACGGGUUGCCUGUCCCCGAGCCAGCUACCGAGAGCGAGGUGACUCCUACUAUUCCUGUACCUAUAGAUUAUUCUAUUUAUCGAACACCAUCAGGCCAGUAUUAUUGUGCACCGUGCAAUGUAUCAUUAAACUCCGAGAGUACGUUUGCCCAACACAUGGAGAGCAAAAAACAUAAAAAUCAAUCAAAUCCAAAGUCUCCGUCGAACACUGUGGUGGUAUCGAAGAAGGCUAGAUUCAAGAAGAAAUAAGGUUACGGAGACAUUCCGUACACGCUAUUUCUACGUCCAUUGUUUUCACUGAAACUCUUCUCUCAUUUUUCGGUUACGCAGAUGUAUUGUCGUUGUAUCGCGGGCAACGUGCAACGAUCUGUGCCUAAAUAUAAAAAAUAAAACUCUUGUUCGAUAAUAGGGUGUGCCGGCGAGACUCUCGAAGAGUCAGUAACCUCUGAAAUGUUCCAAGAUCACCCGCGAGACUAACGAGAAUUAUGAAUUAAUACGAGGAUAGAUCCGAUCGUCGCGCGACUGAUGAGAAAGAUAAAUCUGUUAGCGUUAAUCGGUAUUUUAAAUUAAAUACCGAUUAACACUAAAUUCGAUUUUCAGUAAACCGAACGGUUAUUUAGACGGUAGCUCGUUAAUCGUCUCGGUGGCUGCACGACUAAUCGCCCACAUUUAUUCAAUUACGAAACCAUUAGCUCGAACGCUCCCCACCGUUCAAUUCGCGAAAUCACGCGCGCUGGUACGAACGCGCGUUUGUCGCGUCCAAGUGAAAUUUAUGCGUCGUUCACUCCCGACCUUCCACAGAAUUUAUGACUUGAGCGAACGAGCCAUACCGAACCCUCCUCUAUUAAUUACCUCCUAAGACACGUAUGACGGAUCAACGUUUCCAGCCUGUUUUUACUGUCACUUCCCCGCGACGAAUAUAUCUUUUGACAACGGUGACCAAAUAAAAAUGUCGGUGUAAAGCAUGAAUCAACGAGCAAGAAACCCUGGAGCUACAUUCACGAUACCCAAAAAUGGCAUGACAUGUAAAAGCUCCUCUGUUUUUUUAGAAAGAAGGAAGAAUUAACCACCGCGCUGUAUCCACGGAAAAGAAUUUUUCAAAGGGAUAAAAUUAGUCGUCGUUAGUAUAUCACUGAGAGGGUGGAGUUCUUUGUAAAAAUUUCAGAAGUAGCUCGAAGCUAUUAAAAGAAGACCAAAACUUUA
Messenger RNA from Frieseomelitta varia, 2378 nucleotides. Its product is annotated as zinc finger protein 346-like. The transcript is spliced from 8 exons. Gene Ontology annotation, molecular function: zinc ion binding; nucleic acid binding. NCBI's taxonomy places the organism in Eukaryota, Metazoa, Arthropoda, Insecta, Hymenoptera, Apidae. The record is from RefSeq and is a predicted model, not a curated record. Bases 99 to 1424 code for a protein of 441 amino acids.